AUGUCUUUAUCAGACUCUUUAAGUCAUAGGGGCCCCCUGGGUACAGUUGGGCUAUUAGGGGGCCCCCGACAAGGGCCUAUAGAGGGGGCCCCCAAGGGGCCCCCCCCCGGGGUUCCUAUGGAGGAGCCUCCUGAGGGGCCCCUAAAGGGGGCCCCUGCUGAGGGGGCCCCUGAGGGGCCCCCCCCCUGGCAGUGGCCUGAAGCAGUCUCCUUUGUGCUGCAGCAGCAGCUGGGGGUGUCUCCUUCGGCCUUUGCCUGCAGCACUGCAAGUGCAAGCAGCAUAUUGAGAGCUCUACGAUUUAUAGGGCGUCUGCUGCAGUUGCUGCUGGAGUCUGGGGGCCCCCCUGAUGCGUCUGUAAGGAAGGGAGAGGGGGGCCCCCGGGGGCCCCCCGGUCUCCCUCCAGUACCCGCAGAUCUACUGUCUCCUCGUAUAAGAAAGGCUCUAGAGAGAUGCUGCUCCUGCAUGCAAGCAGCAGAUGGGGCCCUCUGGAUUGAACUAGAGCAGCUAGAGACAGAGGAGACACCCAGUUGUCACCGGCUUGCUGCCUUCCUAACAACCAUCACCGCCAAGCUGAAGGCUUUAACCCCUGGCUCAGCGGCCUUCAUCCCUGGAGGAGUUCGUCUAGACGAAGAUGCGGCGCCUGUGCACAUGUUGUUUGUGGUGUAUAGACACCCCGACAGCAGCAGUAGCAGCAGCAGCAGCAGUGGGUUUGGCGGUGCAGCAGCAGCAGCAGCAGCAGCAGCAGAAGCAGCUGCUGAAGGGGGGACAGGAGACUACUUAGACAGCCAAAUUCAUAAACGGAGACACUUCACUGUUGCCCUCGUAAACACCUCAGGCUUCGGCCACGAGUACCACGCAUUCGCAAUAGAGAAAUGCCCCUCCCCAGGCAGCAUAUUAAGAGACGCAUUGCUAGUGUUAGAAGAUGUACGGGGCGAACAUUUGCUGCAUUCGUCCUUCUGGUUUUUUGUGCUGCGGCUGCUGCUGCGCCCGUCUCCUUCGGGGCUGCACUGCCUAUACACCUCAGUGCUGCCUCAUUUAAACAGCAAGCCGCUCUUUCAUAACUGGGUGUUAGAACCAGCAGAAGGGUCUCCACCGUCUCCUCGGGGUCUCUGGCCUCUUCUUUAUAGAGAUGCUGCUGCUGCUGCUGCACCCGCUGCAGCAGCAGCAGCAAAAGGCAUCGUCAGUCUUGCUGCUGCAACGCAGCAGCAGCAGCAACAAAUACCUAGAUCCCUUGCAGCAGCUAAACCCUCUACCUUAGGCGGCUUCUGGAGACUGUCUCCUUCCCCUAGAGAGGCUGGCAGUGCUGUUGCUGCAGCAGAAGCUGCGCUGCAUUUCUUGCUGCGGGUUAACGGGCUCUCCGCUAGCGAAGCACUGAACUGCCGGGUGUUGCUGCAGUGGAGUCUAUGCCGUCUGUUUGCUUCUCGGCUCUCCGCUCACAGCAGCAGCAGCAGCAGCAGCAGAAGGGGAUAUGCGUUGUCGCGCGGCAGCAACUUGCUGCUGGAGGCAGCAAGGAGACAGCUGAUGCUGGAGGCGAGCUUGCGGGCGUGGCUUCAAGCCGACAGCCCCCAAGGGGGGGAGGAGCUGCAGCAGCAGCACUUCAGUCUCUUUCAAGGAGACAAUUUAUUUCUGCUGUCUCUACAAACAGCAAAUACAUCACGUGCUACUAAGGGCUUCGGCCAGGGCUCCUGCAGUUUGCAUACGUCUGUCUUUAUAAAUCCUCUGGCGAAGCCUUCACCCCCGCAGCUGCCUGCUGCUGCUGCUGCUGCUGCUGUUACUGAGGAAGGGGGGGGCAAAGCAGCAGCAGCAGCAGCAGCAGCACGGGAGGCAGCAGAAGCAGCUGCAGCAGCAGCAGCAGCAACACCGUAUAGAUGCCUCGAGUUUCCUCUCUUUGACAGAGUGCUGCGCCUUGCUGCUGUCGAUGCUCCUUCUCCUGUCUCUCUUAUCUACUCUGGUAAGGAGCCAGGAGUGGGGGGCCCCUUUGCUGUCUCUUUAGAGGGCCUCAACUCAGAGACAACUUUCAUUUUACUCUCAGACCCCGAAGCAGCGACAGCCAGGACACAGAUACUGGAUUACUUGGAUUCUACCGCGGUGUAUGCUGGCCCUGGGCGUUUGUUAUUUAACUGGGGUCGGGGACGAGUGCCUUUGGGGUUAGGAGACAGUCUCUUUCUAGAUUCUUUGUGUCUCCGUCUAGCCUUCCCUCGGGGGUCUCCGCAUGCAGAGAGGCUCUUCACAGGACAGCAGCAGGAGAUGCUCGAGCUGCUGCCAGAGCUGCGCGCGGACGAGGAGAAGAACGGUGUGCUGCAUGUUGGUGUCUCCGCCUUUGGGGGCCUGCAGCUGGAUCUGUCUCCUCCGAGCAGCAGCAGCAGCAGCAAGGAGACAAAGAAGAGACACCGUGGGGCCUUGCAGCGUCUCUUUACAGGUUGGUUCUCAGGAUCAGAGAGUAGAAGGGGCCGUUUCUCUUUAGCAGAUCCCAGUAACUUGCUGCAGGGAUUGCUGCCUGCAGCAGCAGCAGCAGCAGCAACAGCAGCAGCAGCAUCCAGCGACGUGUCUCUCUCCGAGGAAGAUGUGCUGCACCUAAAGUGUCUCCCUUCAUUUGGAGGCCGUCUACCUGCAUCAGAUGCAGAGCUGCUGCUGCAGUUUCUUACUGCACCCUAUCUAAGAGUGCCGCUGCUGCUGCAGUUCUUUGGUGAAGGGGCCCGGGCGGAGACACUUUGCUGCCCCAUCCUGCAGCAGGUCCUUGCUGCUGCUUUGUUUGAGCCUUGGCAUUUCCAGCAGUCUCCUGCAGCAGCAGCAGCAGCUGCUGCUGCUGCUGCCGCUGCUGCAGGCGGAUCGGCUUCUGCAGCUGCAGCAGCAGCAGCAGCUGCUGCUGCUGCUGCUGCAGGAGGGGGCUGUGAUGUUGCACCCCCACCCUCCCGAGAGUGUCUCUCUACCCCGGUGGGGUUGUUGUUUAAUGAAUUGCUGCUGUCUCCUCAAUCUGUUCUGGAUGCGCUGGAGAGUCUCCUUGAUGCAGCCUUAGAGAAGAAUACAGGCUCGCACACUUCUGCUGCUGCUGCUGCGCUGCUGUUCGUGCUGCGCCUUACUGCCCAUGUCCUUAGCUACAUCAGGUGUAUCCUCAGACACCGCAGCUACUGGCAAGACGGCUGGCAACCGAUCCCGAUCCCUUCACCGAAUAUGCAGCAGGAGCACCUGCAGCAGCAGCAGCAGCAGCAGCAGCAGCAGCAGCAGCAGCAGGUGCAGCGCGCAAUGCUACUAGGGACUGCUGCUGAAAAGGGGCCAAGCGGCGUCUCUCCGUCCCCAGGGGAAGGUGCCAACAGCAACGGCAACAGCAGCAGCAGCAGCAGCAGCAGCAGCAGCAGCAGCAGAGUGUCUGGGUGCGGGUUUGCUGCAGCAGUUCGUGGUUUAGAUUGCAGCUUGGAGACAGCAGAAGUGCUGCAGAAGUAUUUAGAUAGAUUGAGCCGUCGGGUGUAUGGUGAGGUGAAGCAUUUGCUUCAGCGGUGGGUUGAGAGAGCGCUGGAUUGCUGCGACUUAGCUGCUGCUUGUCGCAUGCAUUUUCAUUUGCUGCUGCUGCUGAAGGAUGCACUCUGGGAAGAUCUAAACCUUCAGGUUGUAACGGAGACUGUCUCCUCUUUAUUUUUUUUGUUUGCUCACCACCCCUUUGCAGCAGACCUGCCGGGCAGCCCCCUCUCGCUGAACCUCGUGCAGCAGCAGCAGCAGCAGCAGCAGCAGCAACAGGGGGUGAGCCGCAGCAACAGCAGCAGCAGCCAUCCAGGGGGGCCCGGCGGUCGCAGCGGGCUGGCGCUGGGAGGCGAUGCUGCAGCAGCAGCAGGGUCUGGAGAGACCGCAGCAACAGCAGCAGCAGCAGAACCUCUAGGCUUCUCGGAUGCCGAGAUAUUCCAGCUGCUGCAGCAGCAACGUUUGCUGCUAAUUCGAUGGCUAGACCUUCACCCAGAGGCUGCGGGGACAGUUUUAGAGACAGCUAUUCAGACUGUUACAUUCUCGGGGACCUCCAUGAGCGCAGGCCGUGCAGCAGCAACAGCAACGGCAACAGCAAUUGCUGCUGUUGCUGCUGCUGAACAAGCAGCAGCUGCUGACUUCUCCACCUCAGCAAAUUGCAUCUCCCUGGAAACACCAGUAGCAGCAGCAAAACCAGAAACAGCAGCAGCAGCGGCAGCAGCAGCAGCAGCAAGAGGAAUGAAAGCUGCAGCAGCUGUGACAAGACAAUGGCGCGCUGUUGGUGGCCUUGGUGUCUCCGGCAGAUACAUCCCUGCUGCUGCUGCUGCUGUUGAAGACGCUGAAGGUCUGGCGACAGGAGAAGACACCCCAGCUUCUGGCUUAGCUGCUGCUGCUGCUGGUGCUGCUGCUGCCUCAACGGGAGAGGAGGACGAGCAGCAGCAGCAGCAGCAGCAGCAGCACAAGUCGUCAGAAGGAGUGGGGCUGCUGCGCGGAGCAGUGGUAGCGAUGCAUGCAGCAAUGAAGCGCAGCACUAUGAAGCUGUUAGGUGGGGAGACACCCCACCAGCCAGCAGCAGCAGGGCAAGCAGCUGCCUAUGCAGAGUAUUUGAAGGCCUCUCUGGCGAUGAAGUCCGAGGUCCAGGCCAACUUACAAACAGCUGAGCUGUCUCUGCGGCAGAACCACAUGCAGCUGCUGGGUUCGUGGGCCAAUGGGUUUAAAGAUUUUCUUUGUCUCUUCGGCCCCGUCACUCGGCUGUCUCCUCUGCAAACUGCUAUUGUUGAGGAGACACCUGAACGUCUCUGGCUUAGGCUCUUGGGUCUAGACCACGACUUAGUCCGGUGGAGCCGAAGUGUCUCCUUUUUAUCAACAACUGAUUUGCUGCGAUCUGCCUUCCCCCGGCAAUACCGCGUGGGCAGCAGCAGCUGCUUUGAGGCUGAGGAGGCGUGGGUGUCUCCUCGUGCUGCUACAUUCUUCUCUAGACAUUUUGUUGGGGCUCAGGUGUACGUACAGCGCCCCCCUAGGCUGAGGGGACUGCAGGCAGCACACCAACUCUUUGGAGACUGGAAGCGAGGCGUCACACGUCGUGCUGCUGCUGCUGCUGCUGCUGCUGCUGCUGCUGUGACCACAAAAACAGCAGCAGGAACAGCAGCAGAAGCAGCAGCAGAAGCAGAAGCAAUGCAGCAAGACGGAAGCAAACUACAGACAUGUGACACAGACGAGGGCACCAUGUCUCCUGUCUCUACCGAGGAGGAUGCUACCAGCAGCAGCAGCAGCAGCAUCAACAGUAGCGGCAGCAUCAUGCGCUUCUGCGUGUGGGUCCCUGACGUGUCUCCGCUGGAGACGAACGAUCCCAGGGAGCUGCUGCCAGUGGAGGCAGCGGGGCCGGUGGAGUUGAAGGUCCUUUCAGAGGCCUUUGAGGCCCAAGCUGCUCGCGGGCCUGAUGAGGCGCCGACGGUUGCCUGUGCGUACACUGCUGCUGCUGCUGCUGCUGCUGUUGCUGCUUCUGACUCUGCCGUUGCUGAUGCUGCUUCUGGUUCUGUUGCUGCUGAUGCUGCUUCUGGUUCUGUUGCUGCUUCUGUUGCUCCUGCUGUCUUUUUUGCUUCUGUUGCUGAUGAUGCUGUUGCUGCUGCUGCUGCUGUUUGUAAACUGCAGCACGACAGGCCCCUAGACUCUGUUGCUGUUGCUGCUGCUGCAGCAGCAACAGCUGCUGCUGCUAUGCUUUGUUGCGGCCUUCUAUCUCCUAUUCAGUGCAUGCAUGGUGUACUGUCUUUGUGUUUGGUUUGCUGUCGUGCAGCUGCGCUGUUGACGAGCGGCGUAGCAGCAGCAGCAGCAGCAGCAGCAGCAGUAUCUGGUGGUGGGGGGCCCCCCGGGGAGACAGCUGCUGAGGGACGGCCUGCCAGUUUAAAAGAAGUUGUUUUUCUAAGGAGUCCCCCAGUGGUGUUUGUGUUUGACUUGGUAGAGAGCGGGCGUCAGGUGUAUAGGCAGCUUUGCUUCUCUUCUUCUCUUCGUUCAUCGUUUGAUUGCUGCACGACAAAGAGGCUCUCGCCUCCCUCUGAGGAGACACCUUCAGAGGCCCCUGAGCUUGCAGCAGGCUCCAUGUACACUGCACCAGACCUGGGUCUUGCUUCAGAGGACGACAUAGCAACAGCAGCUGCUGCUGUUGUUGCAGGCGGCAGAGAGGACGCUGCUGCAGCAGCAGCAGCAACAGCAGCAGCAGCAGCAGCGAGAGAAGCAGGCCUUCAGCAGGCCUCUUCAGGCCCAGAUGCAAAGGGCCUCUUUGCUCCUUCUCUAGUAGUUGCGAGGCGUAGGGGCCCCGGGGGCCCCCGUGAGAUGUAUAUACCUUCUCGCCAUCUCCGGGGUCUGCUUCCUUUCUGUCUGCUGGAGGACUUUGAGUUUUGGUUAUGUGAAGAGCUGUCUCUUCUCACUGGCUAUCAGCGCCCUCAAGCAGCAGCAAAAACCCUCAAUCCCUUUCGGCUGUAUGUACACCUCAUUCAUACAGCAGAGGGGACAGGGCUCUGUGCAGAGGCGAGCGCUAUUGUGCGGAGAGUAGGCCUCAAGCCCCGCAAGCAGCAGGCGUCUAAGACAGCUGCCACCUUCAGCAGCAGCAGCAGCAACAGCAGCAGCAACAGCAGCAGCAGCAGCAGCAGGUGUUACCCGGAGGAUGAGGAGGAUCCUAGUGCGCCGGAAGAGACACUUGUGAAUCUGCUGCUAGCGCCUGAAGGGUCUCCUGUCUCUCAUCUAAGAGACAGUCUCCUUAGAGUGGAGGCCCUCAGCCACAUUCUUGUCUGGACCAGAGCAGCAAGGAGACCCCACACCCCACAAGACACAGACGCCCUCUCCUGCGAUGCUGGGAGUAUAGAUGCGAUUGAGCUGCCACGCCUGGGCGUCUCCUUUAAGGCGGUGCGAAUGCCUCAGCGUUCCUCCGCCCCCCAGCAGCAGCAGCAGCAACAGCAACAGCAACAGCAGCAACAGCAGCAACAGCAGCAGGGCCCGCAGGUGAAGCUGGUGUGCGAGCAGCAUGCGGGGCUGUUUUUAGCUUCUGGAGACAUCUUGAGGUCUCCUCUUGCAAGUCGGGUGCUGCAGGGCUUGCAGCCAUCUUUGCUGCUAACGAACGAUGAAGGAGAGCUGUUUGUUCUUCUUGCUGCUCUUAAUAAACCCCUGAGAGUAUUGCAUAACCCCUUGGCUAGGCAUUUGCUGCUGGGCCCAGAGGAGCUCGCAGCAGCAGCACCCACUGCAUCCCCUGUCGCUGCUGCUGCUGCCGCUGCGGCGGCGGCGGCUGCUGCUGCUGGGAAUGCCGCUGCUACUGCUGCUGAGGCGCUCUCCCUCAACCCCUGGGCUGCAGCACAGAGACAACGCGAAGCCGAUCAACGGCUGCUGCAGCAGGCAGACCUUGUGCUGGAUGCGGUGUCUCCUGAGGUAGUGUUUGAUCCGUGCGACAGCAGUUGGGUCUCUUCUUUUUCUGGUGCUCGGCACUGUCUCUGCAGCUUGCAUGCAUCUCGCUCCUUUCUCUUUAUCCCCACAGUUGCUGCUGGGCUGUAUGUGCUGCUGCUGCGAUAUCUCAACCGCCAGUUUGAGGCAUUUUGCACCCUUGCGGAUUCUCUGUCUCUUUCGGAAGAAGACGGAGACACCAGCAGCAGCAGCAGCAGCAGCAGCAGGGGGAAUGCAGCAACAGCAGCAGCAGCAGCAGCAACAGCAGGGGAAGAAGCAGAGAUGUGGAGACACAUUAAUGCUGUCAUGGGCCGAUGCCCUGACCCUCAUCCGGAUGCUGUUGCUGCUCGUCUGCGUCUGUGGCUCGCAGCAAACCGUCAGGGUCUAACUGCUCACCCAGCAGCAGCAGCAGCAGAUCUCCAGCAGCAGCAGCAACAGCAGCAGCAGCAUCAGGAGCGCGAGGGUAGCGGCAGUAGCACCAAGCCAAGCAGCAGCACCAGCAGCAGCACCAGCAUCCGCGGCAGCACCAGCAGCAGCAGCAAGUGGGGACGCUCUUCUCGAAGUAUGCAGUGGACGAAGCGUUUUGGGGGUAUAUUAAAUAGGCCUUGGGGAGUAGGGCGAUCCCCGGAGUCCCUUCCGGGUGUCUCUGUGGGGUGCCGCCGUGCUGCACGCAUUGAUUCUGCUUGGCCUCUUGCGCAAGACAUCCUUGCGUAUGUAAGGAGACACCCCUUUGUCUCCUCUGCUUGUCGUCUCCCCCUAUCAGAGGAGCUUGAGCUGCUGCGCCUGUGUCCCUCCAGCCACCAGUCUAUAGCAGAGGUAGCAAACCGACAGGCUGUGCUGGAGGCGCUGCUGCAGCAGGACAAUGCUGCUGCUGCUGCUGCUGCAGCAACAGCAGCAGCAGGAACGGCAACAGCAGAUGGAACGGAUGGAGCUUCGCUAAAGUGGGAUCGAUCGAUCCCCAGGGCCCCAAAGGAAGGAGGAGACAGGGAGCGGCUGCGUUUGCUGCUGUCUGUAGAGGGGGCACAAGCAGUGCGGGUGGUGUCUCCUUCCCUACCUCCUGUUGAAGACUUCGAUGCUGUUGAAGACAUUACGGCCCUUGCUCCUUUAACUUGCAUCUCUACGCUAGUAGAUGCAUGCGGGGGGUCUCUGGUGUACAGACGGCCGGAAGAGGAGACACUUAGAGGAGCGGAGGGUCUUGAGUUUAUUAGCAAGACAAUCGAGCGAGGUGUGAAGACAGCAGAUUUCUUGCUGCUUUACGAGCUGCUAACAGACUGUCUCCCUCUUCGGGUGUCUCCAGGAGAAGCCCCGCGUCUGUGGGGCGCGCUGCUGCUGCGGUGUCUCCCCACCUGGGAGCUGCGCAGCAAGAGCCGUCUCAUAUCUAUCUUGCGGUUGCUGCUAGCAAACCCACAUCUUGCGGGCAGCUUCCCUAAGCUGCAGGAAGAGAAGAGACUUAAGCUGCCUCUGGGGCUUGCUCUCCGGUCUCCUGAGCCUCUCCAGCAGUUGUUUAGAGAUAUCAGCACUGCUUUUACUCAUCUUAGAGACACUGCGCAGCUAAGGAUGCCUCCAGUGCUGCCAGAGGGGCUGCUGGGGACCCCCCCUGACUCCACAGCAGUGUUUGGGCCUUCCCACUGGACUCGGCGUUUCCUUGUGUCUCCUCGAGCAGCAGAUUGCUCUUGCGAGAGGCGUUUGCUGCUGCCUGUAGACGGGGCGCAGUAUGCACCCGUGAUGGAAGCAGCAGCAAGUCUUGCUGCUGCUGGUGCUGCUGCUGUUGGUGCUAGCGGCAGCAGCAGCAAGACGCAGGAGGAACUGCUGCAGGAGGCGCGGGCAGCAGCAGCAGCAGCAGCACGAGAGGUGGUUGUGGGGCCCGAGCUGCUGGGUGCCCUUAUAAGGAGGCCUUUAGAGACAGUUGUUGGGAGCUCUCUUAUCUGUUAUGAUGCUGCUGCUGCUGCUGCAGAGGAGACACAACAGGGGCGUCUCCCUUUUGAUUUGUCUCUUGAUCCUGUCUCCAAGACGGGAAUAGGCAAGAGGACAAUUCAAAGACUCCGCAAGGAAGUAGCAGCAAACGCUAAAAAGCAGCAGGAGGCAUCUUGCCGUCUGUGUCUCUCUGGAUUUCGUCGUGAAGAGAUAGCUAGUUUGCUGCUGUCUCCUCGUUCUCUUGCUGCACGUGUCUCCGAUUUAGCUGCGCUGCGGCAGCGGCUGCUGCAGACCUUUAUGCAAGAUGGCCGCUUCACUGAGAGGGGUAUUCGUCUCCUUCAGGCAUUGGUGUCCCACGUGCACGGCCUUGACGUGCAGCAGCAGCAGCAGCAGCAGCAGCAGCAACAGCAGCAGCAGCAGGGAGAGCGGCAGGAGUUGCUGCUGGCAGCAAUGCAGCACCAAGAGGAUAUUGAAAGAAAUUGCCUCAGCUCGUACAAACUCAGCUGCAUGCAGUGGGCCCAUGUACUAGGGCGAGCAGCAGGGACAGAAGCAACUGUCUCCUUUGAGGCUCUAGUGUCUCUUUCUAUGUCGCAGCACGGGGAGGAGACCCUGCUGCUGCUCAACCCUUUCCUCACACCUCAGAUGGUUCGGGAUAUCUUUAGCCUUGUGGGGGCCGUCAUGCUGUCAGUCAAUCGCCGGGCGCAGGUCUGCCGCUGUCUCCAGGGGACACUCGAGUUGAUGCAGCUGCUUAAAACCUUCUCUACUCGUGCAAGAGCAGCUGCAGAGGAAGAUAGAAAGCCGCAGCACGUGCAGCAGCAGCAGCAGGUGCAGCAGCAGGUGCAGCAGCAGCAGCAGAUGCUGCUGCAGCCGAGGUUCCCAGAAGGGUCGGAUGCAAAAGGCGGGGCAGCAGCUCAAGCUGCUUCCCUGGGUGCAGCAUUACCAGCAGCAGCAGGGACAGCAGCAGCAGCAGCAGAUGUGGGCCCUGCAAUGAAGAAACUCUUGUCUCAGGCUGUCCCUGCGCUGCACAUGAAGGCUCAGUCUGUAGCAGAGCUAGUAAGCAGCGGGAGGCACUUCAUGCAGGAGCUGUCUCCGGAGACAGCUGCUGCUGCUGCUGCUGCUGCUGAAAGGAGUAGCUGUACUGCUGCUGCUGCUGCCGUACCGUUGAGCCCGGGUGGUGAGACAGCCGCUGGUGAAGCAUGGGGGAGCAACAGCAGCAGCAACAGCAGCAGCAGCAGCAGCAGCAUGGCAGCUGGAGCGUGUUUUGACCCUCGUUAUUUGGUGUUUGAGUUUGCAUAUAGUUUGCUGCUGCGGCGGGCUCAGGUGCUGCUGCUGCAGCAGUUUCGUUCGAGUGUACAGGCAGGUUUGUCUUGCUGCCAGCAAAUGAUCAUGGGGGCAGGGAAGACAACCGUUGUAGCACCGCUGCUAGCUUUGCUGCUUGCUGAUGGGCAGCAGCUUGUUGUCUCUGUAGUCCCUCCUUCUUUGCUGCCCUUCUCUUGCUGCGCUCUUCGGGAGAGGUUCAGCGCUAUCUUUCAGAAGAAUGUCUUCGUUCUUUCAUUUUGUCGUGAAGAUGUUUUGUCUCCUGGGCUGUACAUGAAGCUGCUGCAGAUAAGAGACAGCCGAGGAGUGGUCGUCACCACCCCUGCAGCAAUCAAAUCCUUGCUGCUUAAGGCCCUCCAUCUAAUGCAUUUCUUGCAAGCCGCUGCAGCAGAGACUGCAGCAAAGGGGACGCUUAAGAAAAGUAUUUCUGCUGUUGAAGCAAUCGGUGCAUCUCAUCUCCGCAAGCUUCAAUCGCAACUCUCCAGGCUCCUUAGAAUGCCCAGAGCCGCAUCGGGUUCAUCUCUGGACGACAUGGAGUCAGGAGCAGCAGCAGCAGCAGCAGCAGCUUCUUCUUCUUCUUCUUCUUCAUCAUCUAUUCUUACAGAGCAGCAGCUACGCAGCUGCCGCCGUGAAUUAGAUAUGUCUUUGAGGGUAUUGGAGUUAUUUAAGUCCGGCAUUUUAAUUGUUGAUGAGAUCGACGAAGUGCUGCACCCUCUUAAGAGCGAGCUGCACUGGCCUAUGGGUCAGAGACAGCCCUUAGACUUCACUGCUGCUCCUGGGGAUGUCUCCCUUGCUGCAUCUACAUCUUCUGCAUCUGCUGCUGCUGCUGCUGCUGCGCAGCAGCAGCAGCAGCAGCAGAUCCAGCAGAUGCAGACGCAGCAACAGCAGUCUGCUGCUGCUGCUGCUGCUGCAGCAGCAGCAGCUGGUGCUGCUGCUGCAGGAAUCUCUGAACCCCUUAUCUCCCCCAGGCAAAUAGAAGAGCCGCUGCUGUGGCUGUUCUGCAGCGAAGAAGGCAUGCGGUGGCAGCUCCCCUGGUUUCUGCUAGACCCUAUCUUCUAUUUCUACACCGGGAAGAUAACUGUCUCUUGUACAGGGACAGCAGAGACGUGGCGUUUGUUGGGUUUGCUGCGGCAGCAGCUGCAGCAGGGAGUGCAGCAGAAGGUGCUGCAGCAGAGUCCGCAUUUGCUGCUGCUGUCUCCUUCUUGGUAUCACGACAACCUCAAGCCGCUGCUCGCCUCCUGGCUCUGUCUCUUCUUUAAAAUAAAAAAGAUUAAGGGAAUAACGCAGCAGCAGCAGCAGCAGUACAUCGUGAGUCUACAACAGCAGCAGCAAAAGGAGACAGCUGCUGAAGACAGCAGCAAACGCACCAGCAAAUGCUGCUUCGGUUGCUAG
Eimeria acervulina is the source of this 12003-nucleotide messenger RNA. Its product is annotated as EF hand domain-containing protein, putative. The record is from RefSeq and is a predicted model, not a curated record. Lineage: Eukaryota; Apicomplexa; Conoidasida; Eucoccidiorida; Eimeriidae. The coding region runs from base 1 to 12003 and encodes 4000 amino acids. Gene Ontology annotation, cellular component: nucleus. The transcript is spliced from 17 exons.